This is a messenger RNA of Mesorhabditis spiculigera, 702 nucleotides long. The record is from the annotation of a GenBank genome assembly. Lineage: Eukaryota; Metazoa; Nematoda; Chromadorea; Rhabditida; Rhabditidae.
AUGUCAUCGUCGGCAGGACAAAUCAAUAAUCUAAACCAAGUCGUCUACCCUAUAGAAGCCCUAAUUUAUGCGUUCGCACUACCAUCUGUAGUAUUUAUACAGGUCUUCACGCACCGGUUCCGAUUGAUGCAAAAGAAUAUGAGAGUCAUCCUCAUAGUGUAUUUCAUCUGCCAACUCCUCCUCGCCAUUACGCGAACCGUCGAAUUAUUCUGCAAAAUCACGACGGCUUACAAUCUCGGCGCAUACGAUCAACUAUACGUCGAUACACUCUACGCGUACGCAUUUGUACUGGCUUUACUGGACAUGUUGAACAUGAUCAUCGCCUUGGAGCGGGUGUUGGCCGCUUAUAUCGGGCAAAAUUAUGAGAAAAGCUGGAACUCGUAUCCAUUUGGGCUUUUGAUGUGUAUAGCUGCGCUAGUAGCUGCCUUGCCAUUUUACUAUAAGGCCCUUGAUAUUGAUUUUUCGUUAACGAGCGUGCUGGUCAGCUUUGUUAUUACCCAAAUAUCACUCAUCACCAUCGCAAUCUUCGUGGCCGGCAGUCCCUGGCUUUUCCUCUAUUUUCAUCCACUGUACAAAGACAAGCUUAUCAGAUUGCUUCGCCGCUGGCGGGCGGCCGUCGAUGUGGACCAGGCCAGGGUCCGGCCGGCAAUCAGAAACAAAGAAACGGAGGAAUACUUUACAUACCUGUCGCAGCAGUGGAGA